Acanthamoeba castellanii str. Neff is the source of this 479-nucleotide messenger RNA. RefSeq lists its product as uncharacterized. The annotation marks the transcript as partial. Lineage: Eukaryota; Discosea; Longamoebia; Acanthamoebidae. The transcript has 4 exons. The record is from RefSeq and is a predicted model, not a curated record.
AUGUACCUGAACAACGCACUCUCCCUCCUGGGCAUCUCUUCGCCGAUCGAGGACAUGCUCAAGAUGGCCGACAAAGCCCUGCCGCUUACUCCCGUCACCAUCUCGCAGGUCUUCAACUGCAUGUAUACCCUCUUGCGGCUGCGCCAGGACGCUCAGCAGCAGCUCGAGAGAAAGGCCGAUGACCUCGCGGUGUCCCUUUCACAAGAACACAGACUCGCCGCCGAGAAGAAACGACUAAAGGAUAGAGUGGACCAGUUGGAGCGCGAGACGGCCCUGUGCCAGGCGCGCGAGAAGUCCCUCAAGGAAAACACGGAUAAAGAAAAGGCCAAGUGGAACCUCGAACGACAGGAAACACGCAAACAGCUUCUCGCUCUCCAGGGAAAGGACACCCAGUAUCUGCACGAGAUGCGCAAGAAGGAACGUGAGUACGAGCGACUCAAGCAGACGCUGCAGCAGUACAUCGCCGAGAAGAAAGUGGC